AACGUCUAUGUUCUUUUAUUUGUAGCUUUAGCACGACUGAACAGUUUGGACAUAAGUGAGGUUAUGUUUUUGUGAAACUUUUGUGUUUUGUAAGGUAUUAGACGCUGGCACGUUUAACACUAUUAAAAGUUCAUAUGAUUUCAUGCUACCUUUAUAUUCAGCGGUAUUGAGAGGAAGACUUUGAUAUUUUGCUCUUUGGUUGUUGAGCCAUGUAAGGAUAGUGGGUUAGUUCGUUGCUGAAAACACAAUUUCUCAGCAAAUCUGGAUGAAAAGCGGGAAGUAAUGAUAGCCGCCUCCGAACCCCAGGAAUUUGUGCCGCGUGGCCGGCAGCAGAUUAAAGAACAUCCCGGGGAGGUGGUGUUGCCAUCUACACAACCACAGCUGCGUCCUGAAUCAUUACUGCUCCAUCGUCUUAGUCAAGUGGCUAUAUCAGAUACUCCUAAGGAAUCAGAAUGGUGGUGCAUCUGUACUAGUAAGAAUGGUGAUCCUGAGUGUGAAGAGGAGCUGUAUGUAAAAGGAAAGACGGCUGUCUGGAGCCGGGGCGUUGACGGCAGUCAGGUGGUGCUCUGUUGCUACACGUGUGAGACGCCUGUCAAACAUGCUCUGUGGUGCACAUUCCACAGUUCUGCAUCUGACAAACCUGUCCUUGAAAACAAUGAAUCCACAUUCACAGAUGAACCUAAAGGUAUACCCAUGUCAUGUGUCUGUAUAAUUGACUCUGAUAAUGUGAAGAUAUUCACCAGUGAGGGCGAAGAUUAUGUUUCAUCCCUGCAGUUCCAGGUGGCUAAUGUGUGGAGCACCAAGUAUGGCAUUAUAUUGGAGCGAGCCACAGAAACAACAUCAUCAAAGGUUGGCUGCAACUCUAUGUUUGAUAUGCACAGUUCUUUUGGGAAUUCCUUGCAGCUGCCCACCGUUUUUGCAUUACUUCAUCCAAUGGAUGAUGUUUCUCCAGUAUUGGCUAAACAUGGAAGUUUGUUCCACAUGUCAGACCCAUGCCAAAGGAUUGUGUUCACAAGUGAGGAACCAUCUAUUUGCAUGCUAUACGACUCCAAAACAGGCCUGCACAGUGUAUGGAAGAUUCGCAAGGCAGUACCUGAGGAGAGUCAGGCUAUGUGGAGCUAUUUCGAGAGUUCGCUGAACCAUUCAUCUGGAUCAAUGUUGGCUGGGGGCAGUAAUGGCAGCAACAAGAUAUAUUCUGUAUUUACCAGCACGGCAGUAGAUGGCAUCAAGACCAGCUUCACUUCCUCACCUCAGAUGUCACGUUCUCACAGCCCCAUGGCUGCUAUCAGCCGUUGCCAGUCCCCCAGUGUUUCUACUAGUAAUUUGGCUCGCCUCACUCUGACUCCAACUUCUCUUGGAUGGCGGUCGCUUUGCCAGAAUCAGAUAUUCUCAUUGUCUCCAGGCUCUGCGACUCCACCCCCUGAUGCCAGAAUGAUGACGAGUCAGCCCCUGGUGGAUAACCAGGUGGAGGCAAAACCUAUUUAUCCUGAACUGUGUCUAGAACAUAUAUGGACUGAGAACCUUGGUGUGCCUCGGGAUGUCUCAUAUGGGCCCACCAAGAGGGUGUUUCUGAGUUCUGAUCUAGUGGGGCAGACCUACUUGUAUUACUUGGUGCCCACACUUGGCCAACUGUUCUGCGCAAGACUCGAGAAGGCUAACAAGGAGCAGAAACUGAUCUUUGGAGUUGUAAAUAACAUCACUGCCAAGGAUGCUGCUCCUCUUCCGCAUUUGAACAUGAUCGCAACAGUGGAUUUAAGUGGAGGCAUUGUGCUGUACUCUGGGAUUAAUCUUGUUGGUAAAGUUCAUGUAGCGGGAAUACCAUCCGCUCUUACAACAUCUUCAUACCUGUCACUCAAUCUUGGCUCGCAAUUUGCUUCACCAUUUCCCAGGAGGAGCAGCCUCUUGCCUUCGAGCCGACCAGCGUCGGGCAUGGAGCCGCGUUUCGAUGAUGAGGUGUAUAUGUUAUCUCCUGUUCAUGCUUCGCAUGAAGGUCUUGAUAAUUCACCAUCUGCAGAAGAUGCAAAAGGUUUUACACUGUACACACCUCGACAGGGACAACUAGCAGGACUCAGAGAUGCAGUUGGCAGCCGUGUUACUCUGGAAUACAGCGAUGGCUCUCUCUUCCGAAUCUCACUGCCGCAGCUUUGCUCCAGUCCACUUGUGUCAGAAUGUCUGAGCACCCUGAAGCAAGUUCUACAGCGGGACCUUGCCAUGCAUAUCAUCAUCAAAUGGUAUGGCAUACGCAAUGCCCCAGGUACUCAGGAUAUUUGUCCAGUUCAAGAGUGGCAACUGUUCACUGGGGUACUGCUUGAACUUGUGGGCUAUGAUGUGGAGAAGUUGCCUGUGAUGCAGCAGCAGGAGUCACAUGGGGCUGGAACAUCAGGCAUCCUCAACAAGAAGAAGCGAGUAUCAGAUAGUGGGUCGGAAUGGGACUGGAAUUACCUGCUGCUUUCAGGCCACCACCGCUCACUGGGCCGUGGGCUGGCUUGUUUGCUGGGCCUGGAACCUGUCGAGGCUGUGGUCCCACCCUUCAGCCCAUUGCCUGUCCCGCAGAUCAAUACCAAUGCAGUACUCUUCAACAGUAUUCCUCUCAUAUUGUUCUCUCUGCAUAUGCUGUAUGAGGAACUGAAGCUGAACAUGCUGCUAGCAGAGAGCUUGCCACUUCUGUCCCAGCUCCUACACCAGCUGGCCUGUGAUCUCCAUCUGCAGGAAUAUGUUCUCCAUUACUGGAAGGACUUUCCAUUCCACUGUCCCCUGGUGACCUGCACACUGCAAGAGAGCCAGGUCACAUCAAUAGACCUCAAGAAACUGUCGUUGCCAAGCUUCAUACCAGCAGAUCCCCCAAGUAUCUUCCAGCAUUGUUACCAGUUGAUACGCAAACAAGAUGUAGAGCCUUUUCCGUACAUCAGUCAUGUCAACAAGAAGACGAAAGACAUCGUGCAGUUAGUAGCACUGCUAACUCUUGGCUAUCAGUUUCCUCACCUGCAGUUAGAUAGCUUUGUAAAACCAGUGGUUCCCCCUGGGAGCAGGGCAGAGCCCCAUGAAUUGCUGUCAGCCCUUGACACAGGAAACAGUACAAAGUACCCAGUGCCUUAUCGAGCUGUGCUACUCAUGGCUGAGAUGGGCAUCACACGACGAGAAUUGCAGACGUUGCCAGCCGGCAUAGCUCUGUUGCUCAAUGAUGCCAUCUACAGCUGUCGUUCAGACCCACCAUCUGACUGGCCAGAGUCAGCAUACAGACUGAUAGUGCGACAAGACCUUGCUGCACAUUGUUGCCAUCCUAAGCAGCCAGCUGGACCCGGCAGUAGGAGUGGUGACAGUCUGCACACGCGUCUCCCCCAGCCUCCUUAUCAGUAUUCCAGUUUUAAUGAUACCAGCAGGAAAACAGCUGUAGCAGCUGCUACUCGAAUGACAGAGUGUGAGCAGGAUGAUGGAAUGGAGGCCAUAAACCAGGAAAAGGUCCUGAAACCAGUGCAGAUUACCAUCACGCAGCGUCCCGAGGUGUCAGACCAUGAGUUUAUAGAGGAACAAGAGAAGCACUUGUAUGCCAUCUGCACCCGCACCAUGGCACUGCCUGUUGGCAGGGGAAUGUUCACUCUUCGCACUGUUGCUCCUGUGGUGACUGAGACACUACCCAUUCCCCGCCUGUGUCUCACUGGACGAGCUCCCCCAAGAGGCACCACAGUGGAUUUGUCACAUAUUGAAGUUGUUCCUAACAUGAACCUGUGGCCACUCUUCCAUAAUGGAGUUGCUGCUGGCCUCCACAUUGCUCCCAGUGCAUCCAAUAUUGACUCAAAUUGGAUUGUAUUCAAUAAGCCAAAGGGUACAAAUGAGGUACCAACAGAGCAUGCUGGCUUCCUCAUGGCAUUGGGUUUGAAUGGCCAUUUGAGUAACCUGGCCCAUUUCAACACAUAUGAGUAUCUGAUAAAGUGUCAUGAAAUGACCAGCGUGGGACUGUUGCUAGGUGUUGCAGCUACCAAAAGAGGCACAAUGGACAUGGCCGCUACGAAACUGAUGAGCAUCCAUCUUGAGGCACUAUUGCCACCCACAUCAAUUGAGCUUGACAUUCCACAGAAUAUACAGGUUGCAGCACUGCUUGGAAUAGGGCUUGUUUUUGAAGGAACUGCCCACAGACACAUUGCAGAGGUGUUGCUCUCAGAAAUAGGUCGCCCACCAGGACCUGAGAUGGAGAACAGUGUGGAUCGGGAAUCUUAUUCGCUAGCAGCUGGACUUGCUCUUGGACUCGUGGUUCUGGGGAAGGGAUCUAAGCUGUGUGGACUGGGGGACUUGGCUGUGCCUGAUACACUGCACUACUACAUGGUAGGGGGCCACCGUCGCCCCCUCUCAGGGUCCCAGAAGGAGAAGUACAGGUCCCCAAGCUACCAGAUCCGAGAGGGUGAUUCUGUCAACAUUGAUGUUACUAGUCCUGGAGCAACGCUUGCACUUGGUAUGAUGUACUUCAACACUGGCAACAGAGCUGUAGCGGACUGGAUGAAGGCUCCUGACACACAGUAUCUACUGGAUUUUGUGCGCCCAGACUUCUUGCUGCUCCGAAUUAUUGCCCGUUCUCUCAUCCUGUGGGAUGACAUCCUGCCCACAUCAGAAUGGGUGGAAUCAAACCUUCCUGCCACUAUCCGUCCUUACUGUCUGGUGAAGCCUCGUCCAGGGAUGCCUGACAGUGUGGACUAUGAAACUAUGAAUCAGGCUUAUUGCAACAUACUGGCUGGAGCGUGUAUGGCUUUAGGGCUGCGGUUCGCUGGUUCUGCCAACAACGAGGCAUUUGAGACGCUGUUCAAGUACGCAAAGACAUUUACAUCCCUCACCGGGAAGUCUAUUGCAGAACUUGCUGGCAAGUCAACUAUAGAGAUCUGCCUCAAUGUGAUCCUCCUCUCCCUUGCUAUGGUGAUGGCUGGUACAGGCGAGCUUGAGGUGCUUCGCAUGUGUCGAUACCUGCGGUCCCGCGUAGGGCCGACCAACAGCGUGGUGACUUAUGGCUCACACCUUGCCACCCACAUGGCCCUGGGACUACUGUUCCUGGGCAGUGGACGCUACACUCUCAGUACUUCCCCUUCCGCUGUUGCUGCCAUGGUCUGUGCCUUCUUUCCAAAGUUCCCCACACACAGCAAUGACAACAGGUACCAUCUGCAGGCAUUCAGGCACUUGUAUGUGUUAGCUGUAGAGCCCCGACUGCUGUUACCACGGGACAUUGACACUGGUCAUCUCUGCUAUGUUCAUCUGACAGUUGUGUACCUGGAUACAGUCCAUUAUACCGGACAGCAGGUUCGACUGCAGGCUCCCUGCAUACUGCCAGAACUGAGUAAAUUACAGGAGGUGAAGGUGGAGGAUGAUCGAUAUUGGGGCAUUGUGUUCCACCGUGACCGCAACUGGGAUCAGCUGUUGAACCUGUUGCAGUACUCAGAUUGUUUGGAUGUGAAACAGCGAGCUGGUUGUCUCUCAUACCUGGAAGACCCACAGGGUUUUCGCAGUCUGCUUGCACAAACGCUCACCAGUGAAACUACCAUCUCUUGGUCUAUACCGGCAGAGUCUAUCUGUGCUUUCUCAUCGGAUCCAACGAUGGUAAACUUUGCACAUUACUUCCUGGAAACGGAGGGAUGUGACGGCAGCAGUAGUGAACUGGAGGUGAUGCAGGUGUUGACCAUGUUAGUGUACGAAUGUGUGACGCAGGACAAGCUUGGUAUCCUUCCCAUUUGGAUUACUCUGCUCAAGGCAAUGAUGAACCUGCGUUCAAAGCAGACGCAUGUUUUCCUGACCUGGCAACUGAAGCUCCUAGCUGCUCAAGUGCUGACAGACAAGGCACCUUUUGAUUCAAAGCUGGUGGCCCCCAGUUUGGCUCUCUCUGUACAGCAGUAUGCCAACAUGGUUCUAGAUACAUGGCAGACAGAACUUGCACCGCUGUUACGCCAAUAUAUGACUGGUAAUCUGCAUCGGAACAGUGAGAACCUGCGCCAAUUGGUGACAUAUCUCACGUAUUGUGACAUUCCUUCACCGAGCAAACUUUCUUCAUUAUUGAAAGGAGACAUGGACCUGUUGUCUCUGUUUGCUCGUCUGCAACCACUUGGUCUCCCAAUGAGUACAGUACGCAGGAUACAGGAGAUCAUGUCCAGCACUUCGCACAACACAUGAUCAUGUGUACAACUGGUGCAGCACAUAUUAGGAUAAGUGCAGACUAGUGGACAUGUUUUUAUGUGCCCCUGCAUGGGGCAAAAUGUGUUAUGUCUGUUAUAAGUGUUUCCUUGUUUUUAAAAUGAGUUAGGAGAACCCAUAAUCUGGAGAUCAGUAGCAGACAUACAGGUGUUGGGAUGAUGACAUUUUUAAAAUGUAUGUAAUGAUUCAUCUAUAAUACAAGCAUUUCAGAAACAGCA
Molecule: messenger RNA, 6383 nt
Organism: Zootermopsis nevadensis
Lineage: Eukaryota; Metazoa; Arthropoda; Insecta; Blattodea; Termopsidae
Source: RefSeq, a predicted model, not a curated record